UUGACGAAAACAUUGAAAAGUUAGGCAUUUGUUGUGAAAGAGAUUUAACCGUAAAUUGAGAUCAAGAGAGACACGAGUGAUGGCCGAAGAAGUGCUCCUUAAGAGUGACCGCAUAUUAAGUAUAUAUCCAUCGGUUUGUGAGCGAUAUUAUGAUCACAAGUACUUCACCAACGGAUCCAAUGAUCAGACGGUUCUGUUUCAUUCAAACCGCGUAUGUGUGAUCACAUUGUCUGCCAAUCACUGUAUCAUAAAAGACAAGAAAACCAUUGAAAACAUUGACUUCAAUAUAAACUCCGAUUUGAAUCGAUUGGAUAACAAAGUGUCCGGAAAGUGGAAAAAGGGAGGACAGAGAGUGACUCCGGAGUCCAUAUUGUGUCGCAUUGAGUGCAAAGACAAUGAGGUCUUUGAUAUCAAGGCCUGUAUUAACGGAACGAUUGUUGAAAUGAAUACAAAAUUAGCACAAAAUCACGAUUUAGUCAAACAAAAGACAUGGUCCGACGGAUUCAUUGCUAUUAUUCUUCCAUUUCGUGGUAAACAAGAGUCCGAAAAGAACUCACUGUUGAGUCCAGAAGAAUAUAAAUCUCUUAAGCAAACCGAGGAUCAGAUUAUUAACACUUAA
This is a messenger RNA of Oppiella nova, 619 nucleotides long. Lineage: Eukaryota; Metazoa; Arthropoda; Arachnida; Sarcoptiformes; Oppiidae. The record is from the annotation of a GenBank genome assembly.